GCCAGUUUAAUUUUUGUUUAUUCACUAAGUACUCUGUUUUUGUUGUAUAAAUACACUCCACCUUUCGUAUCUUUAUUUCAUCAAACUCCUCACCUUUUACUCACAAGUUAGUACAAGAGAAAAAUAUAAAAAACAAAAAAAGUCAAUGUCAGGAAUCAAAGUUUUUGGCCACCCUGCUUCUACAGCCACGAGACGAGUUCUCAUUGCUCUGCACGAGAAAGAACUUGACUUUGAGCUUGUUCAUAUCGACCUCAAAGAUGGUGAACACAAGAAAGAGCCUUUCCUCUCCCGCAACCCUUUUGGUAAAAUUCCAGCCUUUGAAGAUGGUGACUUCAAGCUUUUCGAAUCAAGAGCAAUUACUCAAUACAUAGCUCAUGAAUACGCAGACAAAGGAAACCAACUUCUAUCGCCUGGCUCCAAGAACAUGGCAAUCUUGGCCAUGGGGAUGGAAAUAGAAGCUCAUGAGUUUGACUCAGUUGCAUCAAAGCUUGGUUGGGAACAAGUUUUCAAGAACUUCUUUGGUUUGACCACAGACCAGGCAGUUGUUGAAGAAGAAGAGGUUAAGUUAGGCAAAGUGCUUGACAACUACGAAGCUAGGCUUAGUGAGUCUAAGUAUAUGGCUUGUGAUCACUUCACUUUGGUCGAUCUUCACCAUAUUCCUUUGAUUCAGUACUUGCUUGGUACUCCAACUAAGAAGCUCUUUGAUGAGCGUCCACAUGUCAGUGCUUGGGUUGCUGACAUCACUUCUAGGCCUUCUUCUCAGAAGAUCCUCGUUUAAGUGGAUUUGUUUUAAAUAAAAACUGCUCAUCAGAAAGACUGAAUAAAAAGUGGCGAUGGUGUCUUAUUGUCCACUUCUCUGAAACUCUGUUUCCUCUGUUUAUUUCAUGUGUGUACUCUACUUUUCGUUUUUAUUUUAAUGAGAUAAUAAUGAUUUGGAUGUAAUCUUAAAUAAUACAAAAAAUCAACAUUAGGUUGUACUGAAAUAUAAAACAUAACACGCAAUGCAUCUGUCUCCACCAAAGAACAACCCAAAUCACAGACAAAAAUGAU
Eruca vesicaria subsp. sativa (arugula) is the source of this 1050-nucleotide messenger RNA. The record is from the annotation of a GenBank genome assembly. NCBI's taxonomy places the organism in Eukaryota, Viridiplantae, Streptophyta, Magnoliopsida, Brassicales, Brassicaceae.